AAGCAAGCAUUCACAAUAUGUACCGCGGGUUUUUCGGGUGGACGAUCGGUGGCGGAUACGUUUUCUGAACUUUGAUCUCUACCAUCCGAUACCCGUGAGCGCGUGACGGUGCUGCGUCGCGGCGCUCGUUUUAAACGCAGAGUUGAUGCUUAGCCACGAUAAAACUUCAAAUUUCUUGGAGGAAGCAGGAAAGAGAAAAAAUUAAUAAAUGGAGGCCAGGAAAUUGAGAGGUCACAAGGCUACCGUACUCUGCUGCAUCUCUUCUCACAUCAACCCCAAUAUCAUCAUCUCUUCUGACGAGGAUGGUGGCAUAUGCUGGUUUGACAUACGCUGUCAAGAUGUGGUGGCAAUUCUUGAUGUGGGAAAAGCACCAGUUGCAUCUAUAUGUUUCAGACCAGGAAAGGAAGACAUUCUAUAUGCCUCAUCAGGAAGUGAAAUCAAAAGUUUUGACGUGCAUAUGGCAUCUUCACAGAAGCCAUUGGAAACUUUUAACUACAACAAAGAGGAUAUAAACCAGAUUGCUGUUAGCUUUAAUUCAUCCUUCCUUGCAGCGGCUGAUGAUAGUGGUGAUGUGAAGAUCAUUGACAUUCAUCAGCAAUGCCUUUAUAAGACACUAAGGACUGGGCAUACAAGUAUUUGCAGCAGUGUGCAGUUUCUUUCAUGGAGGCCAUGGGAAGCUCUCACUGGUGGAUUAGAUGCAAAGUUUGUGAUCUGGAACUUCUCAAGAGGAAGGCCAUGCAAAAAUCUAGAUUUUGCGGGUAUGCCAGACUUUCAAAGCAAACAUUCAAGUAGUAGUAAUACUGGUCAAUUUUGCAAUCCUGCUUUUGUUCAUGCAAUAGCAGUUCCUGAGGAAACCACAUCUGAGAAAUUAGGCAAGGUUUGUGCAGUAGCAAGAGGUGAUGGUGUGAUUGAUGUAAUUGACAUUGAAUCUGAGCUUUCUGGUUCAAAGGAAAAAACCCAUAAGUCCAGAUCAAAAAGCAACUUGAUACCAAGACAAACUACUGAAACAUCAAAUAAGAGCCAAGGAAAAGGAUUGCAACUGGAUUAUGCUUCUGGAGGUCAUACAGCUGGAGUAUCAUGUGUGGCAUUCUCAAGGUUUGGGGAGAUAGGAAAGUUCAUUGUUUCAGGUGGCAAUGAUGCAUCAGUCAAGAUUUGGGAUUGGUAUAAGUCUCAUAACAAUUUAGAAAGUAGCUGCAGCGUUGAUCCUUUGCAACUAACCAUUAAUUCUGGAAAAAAAGUUAAUUGGUUAUGUACCACUCCAAAUGAUUCAGAAAAUGUGGUGGUGUGUGACACAUCCAAAAUUGUAAAGGUUUAUACAGUGUCAUAGGCAAGUGAGGGUCCACUGUGGCAAAUUCACAGAAUGAAAGUUAAUUAUCAUUCAUGCCUCAGGAAGUGGAUGAAGAAAAACACGAUCCUCAAUUUCACCACCCUUUAUGUUCAUGGGUAAUUCACUGCUGUUUAUUCCAAAGGUCAAGAUGAUCAGACCUACGCUUGACAUGAUCUCUGCUUGGUGUAAAGUUGCUUCAAUACUCGAGAAUUUCACUUAUACAUUAAUUACUUGCUCGUACAGUCAAGAAGGACACAAAAUACGUGUUUUUUUUCUUUCUUUUCAUAUCUUUUUUGUUGGGGGUUGGGGGGGGGAGAGAGAGAGGGAGAGCUAAUUUUGUAUUUUGUGCUAAAUGCCUGAUUUAGUGUUUGUUGCACGGGAUACUUCAAAAAUGGGUGCUUUAUGCGUGUUUGAUGCUUCCAUAUCACAUGUAAAAUAACAAACAGAUGUCGCUGUGUCCUACUGAAUUCUUGCGUCAUAUGUUUUAUACUAAUUGAAGUGCCUUCUUAUUUCUUUGAUACUUUA
Molecule: messenger RNA, 1852 nt
Organism: Amborella trichopoda
Lineage: Eukaryota; Viridiplantae; Streptophyta; Magnoliopsida; Amborellales; Amborellaceae
Product: Transducin/WD40 repeat-like superfamily protein
Molecular function (GO): protein binding
Source: RefSeq, a predicted model, not a curated record